Molecule: messenger RNA, 812 nt
Organism: Bombina bombina (fire-bellied toad)
Lineage: Eukaryota; Metazoa; Chordata; Amphibia; Anura; Bombinatoridae
Gene: RPL10
Product: ribosomal protein L10
Exons: 6
Coding region: 94-741 (215 amino acids)
Biological process (GO): ribosomal large subunit assembly; translation
Cellular component (GO): cytosolic large ribosomal subunit; ribosome
Molecular function (GO): structural constituent of ribosome
Source: RefSeq, a predicted model, not a curated record
UUGUUUUUUUUUUUUUUUUUAUGCAGUUUUUGCCAAUACCAAUUUGCUGGUUUCUCACGGUUAAUUUUUCUCUUUCAGGUUUAAGGUUCCACCAUGGGCCGCCGACCUGCUCGCUGUUACAGAUACUGCAAGAACAAGCCCUACCCCAAGUCUCGGUUUUGUAGGGGUGUCCCAGAUCCUAAGAUCAGAAUCUUUGAUUUGGGCCGUAAGAAGGCAAAGGUUGACGAGUUUCCACUAUGUGGACACAUGGUGUCUGAUGAAUAUGAACAGCUGUCAUCUGAAGCCCUUGAAGCUGCCCGUAUUUGUGCCAACAAGUACAUGGUGAAGAGCUGUGGCAAAGACGGCUUCCAUAUCAGAGUGCGCCUUCACCCUUUCCAUGUGAUCCGCAUCAACAAGAUGUUAUCAUGUGCCGGUGCUGAUAGACUUCAGACCGGAAUGCGUGGUGCCUUUGGAAAACCUCAGGGCACAGUAGCUCGUGUGAAUAUUGGCCAGGUUAUCAUGUCUAUUCGUACAAAGACUUCGAACAAGGAGCAUGUGGUUGAAGCUCUUCGCAGAGCCAAGUUCAAGUUCCCUGGCCGUCAAAAGAUCCACAUUUCCAAGAAAUGGGGCUUCUCCAAGUUUAAUGCUGAUGAAUUUGAAACCAUGUUGCAAGAGAAGAGACUGAUUCCUGAUGGAUGUGGGGUGAAAUACAUCCCAAGUAGUGGUCCCUUGGAUAAGUGGAGGGCCAUUCAUGCUAUCUGAUCUCCUUCACUUUAUUCUAAAGAAGUCUGUCUGCAUUGGGAAACUGUUUCUCAAUAAAGUUUUGAUGACUA